Lindgomyces ingoldianus is the source of this 3109-nucleotide messenger RNA. RefSeq lists its product as uncharacterized. The coding region runs from base 60 to 2972 and encodes 970 amino acids. The record is from RefSeq and is a predicted model, not a curated record. NCBI's taxonomy places the organism in Eukaryota, Fungi, Ascomycota, Dothideomycetes, Pleosporales, Lindgomycetaceae. The transcript is spliced from 3 exons.
CUUCCACGCCCGCUGCAUUCCCACCCAACGACCCACGCAGACCCUGUCUGGCAAACAAAAUGUCGUUCGACAAGGAAAUUGAGGCACCUUUUACUUUGGCCUCUUUACCACGUCCUCUUCAAUCCACGGAUGGGCAGACGCAAGCUUCCGGUGUCUGUAGUCUUAGCGGCGUGAGGAAGAGGAAGAGGACUGAGAUUGCCGUUGGUGUCGAUGGAGAGGGUGUCCUUAUAUACAGUCUUCAAAAUCCACAGCUCGUCACCUCAUACGCAUUGCCGCCAUGGACGUCUUUCACGACUCCCCCAUUUUCUAUUUAUCGGAAGGGCUCCUCCAAGCAGCCCUCCUGCCGCUUCACUUAUGCAUCUGUCUCGCCCUGCUCGCCUGUUGAAAGCCAUCAGCUGAUCUGCUUUACGGAGGAAGUCCACCUCAUGAAAGAAAAUAUCGCCGAUACCACUAAAACAUCCUACACCAUACCCAAAUCCACGUCUAAGGUCGUCGCCAUAGAUUUAAUACCCAUAUCCGCCGGUACCCAAGAUAAGAAAGUCUCUCAUGACGUCCUGGUCGUCUUUGAUGACGGUCAUGUCACAUCGCUCUCGUCCGAUCUCAAGUCUCAAAGAUGGCACACAGACCUUAACACUUUGGCUGCAUCCGGUACACAAGCCAAUGUCCGAGGCCUAUUAAAAGUCGAGCAUGUCACGGUAACCAUGGCAAAAAAAGUGCUUCGUGGCUUGUUACGUAGCCGAGGAGACAUUGCAGCCACCCUAGGUCCCCCUAUGGGUGCAAAGUCUGAGAUUUUGGAACUCAUCCAGGUUCUAUGUGUCGUUUCCAAGCGCCGAGAUGGCCAGUCUAACGAUGGCAUCUCUACUACACUAGACCUAUAUCAAAUAUCGCCGCGAUCUCCGGACCUCUUCACCAGCCAUAUGCUUCCUGUGAAGCACUUGGUGACGUGGGAGUUGCCUUCACCCUCAUCGAAUGACAUCAAUGGCGCUUCAAAAUCGGUGUAUUCUCUUCAUUCCGCUACGGGCAUCCUCCAUCAACUGACCAAUGGUGUUCUCUUCUCCUAUGAUUUCUCUGAAACGGUACCUAAGCGUUAUGCACAGCUAAAGAUUCCUGGGCUCGGGAGUACUUCCUUUAUUCGUAUAUUUCCCGAUUUGGUGUUCACGACCUCCCAGAAUUUCUGCGGGAUAUUUGAUGUCAAAUACAAUUCGAUCCAGGCGUUAGUGCCCCUCAAACAACGACUAACCGCCUCGCCGGGAUCCAAGAAACGGAAACAUGCAGAGCCAGAGUCUGUCUGCGAAACAGAAGCAGGGCCGACGUUGAUAACGUAUUUUGCAGACAUUGAGCUGGCGGUUGGUAUUCUCAACCAUGAAUUGAUUGGCAUACAGCUUGCUGGAACCCUUGCGCGCAAGAAAUUCAGGGCAGAUGGUACUCUUCUCAUCAACUCUAUUGGCAAGGGGAUUCAUCUAUCGAGAAACGGUCAACAGUGGCAAGACUGGCAGAGGAAAGUGCACAAGCUCGACAAGUACGCGUCAAAGGGGAAAGUUUCAGAAUUUGAAGAACUAUUCGCACGCGAACUAGAUGUAGACUUCACAGAUGCCGAUACCACGAACCCAGAUAUGCCCCAGAUUAAGCUCGAGAAUGGAGCUGAAAGGAGUCUCUUGACAAACGGAGUAAACGAAGAUACACCUGAUGAUCUGUCUGAGGCGGCUAUUGCAGAAAGACCGGGCGAGUCCUCGGGCACUGAAUUAAGGAAGUGGAAACUUCCAAAGGUUAUCACAGAUUCUCAUAGGCAUCGCCACAGGCAGCAUGCUGUCUAUGCACUAAGCAAAAUAUUCCAAUGGGAAGACCCUGGGUCGCGAACCCGAAAAGAAGCCAACCAUUCAUCUCUCCAAGUCAGAUUUUUCCCUCCCAACGUUUUUCAAUGGCUUCUACUGUCCGGUUACCUCACCAAAGAGUCUAUACGUCGCUCUCUAUUAGAACUCUCUCCGGAUGCUUCAGGAAGCAUUCCUUCCACUUCUGACGGAGACAUUGUUAAUUCAAUUGUGAGGUUCGACCCUGAAUUACACAUCCUAUCCGCAAUUUUGAACCACAGCAACUACCUUCCGGUUGGAGAAGUGGUCCAAGCUAUCAAUAUUUCAAUGCAAAACCUGGACGACCGCCCUCAGGCCGACGCCGAAGCGAAGCUUUCAGCAAGUGGCACUACGCUACCAGAAGUCGAAAUGAAUGUUGAUUUUGCCUCCGAACUAGAGGCUGCCACACACGACCUAGACCAUGCCCUAUCGAUUUUAAAUAACGGCCUUUUUAUCCGUAGCCAUACUCUUCGCCCUGCCCUCAUCAGACUCCAUACCUUUCCUGCUUCCAUCAUCACUUCGACACUCCGGUCAAUUCUUCCUCGUCGCGAGCUUGAGUCCUUAGUUCGACUCCUUCUCUCGGAACUCAAGAACGGCGGUUGGUCCUCAACGUAUGACUUCAUCGACCCGGAUUCUCUUCCAGCCGAAUCUUUAUCUGAAGAGCCCGAUGACCACGCGAUUGCCAUCAUCGCUUCAUUGCUCAGCUGCACCCUCGAUGCGAUUGGGCCAAGCGCCUGGCUUGCUGCUAGGGAGAAACCUUCAGAUGAAUCAACAGAAGAGAUGAUCAAUGAUUUGCAUGAAGAAACAACACUAGCACUCAACGGAUUUUGGGAAGCCCGAUUCAUGAGAGGUCUCUUAGGCGAGUUCCUACGAUACGCGGCAAACAUUGCGAAGAGUCAAAAGCCAACGAACACGUUGCUGCAAAAGCAAGGUAAACCAUUUGAGACUGACAUUGCGACGGAUGGGACACUCCCUAUGCUCCCUCUCGGAGGGAAAGUAGAUCUGGGUGUUGAGAAGACGAAGCCAGGUAAGGGUGGGAAAAAGGAGGAGCGAAGCGCCCGUGAGAUUGGGAUGCUGAUAAGCAAGAAAGUACCCAAGUAUAGCUUCGAGAGGAUUGUGAUAUAGUGGAGGGAGUACUAGCAUGUCAAAGAUACCACCAGUUCAUGCAAAUUUCAGUGCGCACAGUCCAUCUGUAUGUUUGGGCCUUUUAUUUAAGCGCAGCUUAGCGCAUGCUAGGAAAACAUGUUAUAGGUUUUGAAUUG